GGUUGGCAUUGGCAUUGACACUGGCUGUCCCGCCGCCCUCCAACCAGGUCUGCGUUGUGGGUUGACCUCAUGACUGACAUGACAAGCUGUGCACAGCACCGGCGUCUCAAUGACUGACCACCUCAUUUACCCAGUGCGUGUGAAAGGCCAAUGUCUGCCAGGCCAGAGACCAUAAAAGCCCUCAUCUAAAAGUGGAGCCUUUUGGAGAUAUAACAAGGCUGGUUCUGAUGGUGCUCCUAGGUUAGGUAUGGUAGGUAGGUGGUUAGGUGAGGAGGUAUGUAGAUAUUUAGGUAGAUUAGGUUGGGUUAGGUAAAUGUAAUUGUGAUCAUGAAAAAGAAUGAACGGUUGACAUACAAACCCACAAAAAGUAGCAAAAAUAACCUCUUUAAUAAUCAUGCCAGGUCAGUAAUGGUGAGACAAAAUGUCAAGAUUGUUGUUGCUAGCUCACAUGGAGGCACAUUCAUAUUCAUGUUUCCACUUACCGGAUAUCAUUACAUACAGUUCAUGUGCUACAUGUAGUUUUUGCAAGAGAUGCUUAUCAUCUAAUUGCAGUGUCAUUGCAACUGGCACUUACGAAUGUCAUUUGGAAAAUGGCCCACUUCUAUUGUCUUGGAAUUUGAAGGAGGUUUUCCUCCUACAAAACGAAGAAACAAACCACUUCUAUUCCUUUGAGUUGUAAAUGACCCAUAAAAGUAACCAGUGAGCAUUUUAUAAAGUGAUUCAUCCAGGAAGCAGAACAACUCAAUCAACUUCGAUGGACAUAUACGCCGCUGUUUGAUGUGGCACGUUUUGAGGAAAGGCUGGUCUGGCUUCCUUUUCCCAUGCGUGUCACUUGUCAUCUUACCACUGUAAAGAAUGAGCCAUUCAUGAGACGCUGACACUCAAUGGGUGUCUUUAACAGCAGCGGAGGCGAGACAAAACCCCCUAAAACAUCCGCUGUAACACAAACAGAAAGAGAAAGAUGAUACAAACUUUUCCACUGAGUCAAUAGAUGAUGCGUGACAGCAAACAAAUGAAUUGUCGUUGCCAUCGAAAGCAUGUGUGAUGACAUCUCCAUUGUAAGGCAUCAUGAAAGAAUAAUGAUAGUCACAUGUGAUCAUAUAGUAUGUGGCUUAUUUUAGAACAAAAAACCAAAAAUAAAUAAAUAGAUAACAUUGAAGUUAUAUGUGAUGUCUCUUCAUUUUACAGAUAAAGUGAAGACAUCACACGAAGCCACAACUCACGGAAAAAAGAAUACUCAAUUAUCGGUUGCACAUAAUUAACAUGGGGUAAACUGACGUCAUUUUCUGCUCUUCUCGAAAUUAACAGAAUAAUGUAUAUGUUGGUUUAACACACAUUUUAAGAAGUACGUGGUAAGUUAAUUCAAACAACUUCCCCUACUGGAGUUUGUUUCCGUAGUUCUAGGUUGUACAGUACGUGUAUAUUUGUGUGUGGUAAUAUACUGCCCCCUGGUGGAAAGUCAGAAAGCACCUCCUGUUUUGUUGUGUGGGAUUUCGGACAUAAUAUAAGACUGGUAUAUUCAACUAAUGAAGAAAAUCAAAAACAUAAUUUGAAAUAAAACUCUGAGGGUAUGUGCAAUGUUUUAUGUCCACGGUUCUUUUUGCUUUUACUUUGAGUAUUCGUCAGAAACGUAGGGAAGAGGAUUAGGGCCAGUGAAGCUCCCUAGGAGUCACUCGUGUAUUCUGUUAUUUAUGUAUUUUAUGAACAACGAGUUUGAAAUAAAUCACUGGAUUUUGUAUAUUAUAGUAUUUCAUAUUUCGCAUUUCACACUAAUAUUAUAAAAAAUACGUUUUCGGUCUGCCGUCUCGCUCCAUGGUUAACGCACAAAUAGCGACGUGAAUUGCACUUUUACGCCCCGAGUCGCGCUUUCUGCGUUGUUUCUUGGAAGCAGUCCCCAAACGUCGCCCAUUUGUUUGCCAUGGUUUUUCAAUGUAGACGGCGCCGAAUAAAUCAUACUCGUGUGUUUGCUGGGGGGAAGAUCGAGUUCGAGGCGACGGAGCAGAGAGAGACAGCCGGACACGGCUCACCUCACUCGUGGGGUAGUUUGGAAGACCGUCGGUGGAUGCGAAGUUGUCUCACUGCUGACUCGUCCAUGCAAUGCAUAGGUGUUAACCAGGCACUGCUCGAUGGAGAAAUACGAGAAACUGGCCAAAAUUGGAGAAGGUUCUUACGGCGUGGUCUUCAAAUGCAGAAACAGAGACACCGACCAAAUUGUCGCUAUCAAGAAGUUUGUCGAAUCGGAAGACGAUCCCAUGAUCAAGAAAAUUGCACUGAGGGAAAUUCGCAUGCUAAAGCAGCUGAAACACGUUAAUUUGGUCAACCUGCUGGAGGUGUUCCGUAGGAAACGACACCUCCACCUGGUCUUUGAGUUCUGCGAGCAAACGGUCCUCAACGAGCUGGAAAAACACCCCCGAGGUGUUCCAGAGGCUCAGCUGAAGAGCAUCGUGUGGCAGACGCUACAGGCCGUCAACUUCUGCCACAAGCACAACUGCAUCCACCGCGACGUCAAGCCUGAGAACAUCCUCCUCACCAAGACCGGCGUCAUCAAGUUGUGUGACUUUGGGUUCGCUCGUAUUCUGACGGGACCAGAGGACGACUACACGGACUAUGUGGCGACGCGCUGGUACCGGGCUCCUGAGCUGCUGGUUGGGGACACUCAGUACGGCCCCCCUGUGGACGUGUGGGCGCUGGGAUGCGUCUUCGCCGAGCUGCUCAGCGGGAGUCCACUCUGGCCCGGGAAGUCCGAUGUGGACCAGCUCUACCUUAUCCGCAAAACUCUUGGGGACCUCAUCCCUCGACACCAGCAGGUGUUCCGGUCCAACGUUUUCUUCAGCGGAGUCAGUAUUCCUGAACCUGACACCACAGAAACUCUGGAAAAGCGAUUCUCCGGUUCAUCACCCCUGGCUCUUCAAGUCAUGAAGUCGUGCUUGGUGAUGGAUCCCUCACUCAGGCUGUCGUGCGAGGAGCUGCUGGCGCUACCCUACAUACAUGAGGAAGGCGGCACCGCCUGGGCCCGCGAGGGGGAACAACGUCUAAUGAGACGCCAUGACAAAGGCCCCCGUCGCAAACAGACAACGGCUCAAUACCUGCCACAAUUAACAAACAGCAACAUGUCGCCGGCGCCGGAUGUCAAGAAGCCAGCGAAGCACAAAUAUCACCUGCCCAACAUUUAGCCAACAACCAGAAACCAUCUUUCUUUUCAUCUUUGUUUGGGAGGGACAUUCUGGUCUGGUAACGCUGAUGACGCCAAGCUAUAGUUCUGAAAAAUCAUUACUCCAUUUUUUACUUAAAUUUGACAUACACGUGAGCUUCGGGUUAUGUUUCUUGACACCCUCUCUAUAAUAAUUUUUGGCACAAUACUUCUUUCCCUUUCGGCUUUUCCCUUCAGGGGUCGCCACCGCGAAUCAGCUGCCUCCAUCUAACCCUGUUUUGUGCAUCCUCUUCUCUCACAUCAACUAUCUUCAUGUCCUUUCUCAUUACAUCCAUAAAUCUCCUCUUUGGUCUUCCUCUCGGCCUGGCACUUCAAGACUCACAAUAUUGUGGCACUCCAUUUGAUAUCAAGUCAAGGUACCGCUGUAUUUGCUUGUGGUGCGUUCAGGGACUGCAAACAUGCUGACGGUACAUUCAGGGUUCAUAAUCACAGCGAACACCCACAUCUGUAUAUUAAGUCAAGUUUGCGAGAAUGUUAUAUUUUUACGACAAUAGUUAAUCCAAUCAUGCGCCUUGAUU
Molecule: messenger RNA, 3729 nt
Organism: Hippocampus comes (tiger tail seahorse)
Lineage: Eukaryota; Metazoa; Chordata; Actinopteri; Syngnathiformes; Syngnathidae
Product: cyclin-dependent kinase-like 1
Exons: 10
Coding region: 2127-3173 (348 amino acids)
Biological process (GO): protein phosphorylation
Cellular component (GO): nucleus
Molecular function (GO): protein serine/threonine kinase activity; ATP binding
Source: RefSeq, a predicted model, not a curated record